Molecule: messenger RNA, 1027 nt
Organism: Zalophus californianus (California sea lion)
Lineage: Eukaryota; Metazoa; Chordata; Mammalia; Carnivora; Otariidae
Product: 28S ribosomal protein S15, mitochondrial-like
Exons: 1
Coding region: 1-777 (258 amino acids)
Biological process (GO): translation
Cellular component (GO): ribosome
Molecular function (GO): structural constituent of ribosome
Source: RefSeq, a predicted model, not a curated record
AUGCUGAGGACGGUGCGGAGGGUGCUGAGGUCGCUUCGGACCCAGGCAGUGGCCCAGGCCCUAGUCCUUGGGCUGCCGGGUGGAGCGUGUGCCAGGCCUCCCUCCCUCCAGUGGGGCCUUCCCUCUCCUCGCAGUGUCAUCCUCCUGGCUGUUUGCGGAUAUGCCACCCAGAAACCAGUCCAGCCCAGCCAAGAAGAUGACCUGCCCCCUUCCACGCUGCUCAAAGACUACCAGAACAUUCCUGGAAUUGAGAAGUUUGACCAUGUCGUGAGAAGACUCUUGUCUUUAGAAAUGGCAGACCAGAAGGAGAAGCUAAAAAUCAAGCAACAGCAGCUGAUGAACAAGAUUGUGGCAAACCCUGAGGACACCAGCUCCCUGGAGGCUCGAAUUGUUGCCUUGACUGUCAAGAUCCGCAAUUACGAAGAACACAUGCAGAAACACCGAAAGGACAAAGCCCACAAGUGCUGUCUGCUGAUGAGCAUCGAUCAGAGGAAAAGGAUGCUCAAAAAGCUCCGGAAGACCAACUACAGUGUCUUCGAGAAGUUAUGCAAGGAGCCGGGGAUUGAGUACAUCUCUCCCCCUCUAUACCACCGGAAAGGACACCGACGCUGGGCAGCCAAGAAGGCCCUGUGCAUUUGGGUCUUCCAGGAGGUACAAAAGCUCAAGAAGCAAAAAAGGGCCUUAAAAGCUAAAGCAGCAGCGGCCCAGAAACAGGGCCAGAAGAACCCAGAGAGCCCUUCCAAAACUGGACCAGAGGCAGUCAAAGAAAACCAAUAAAUUUUAUUUGAGUUCUGUCAAAAAAAAGUUACAUUUCCAUACACGGUGAACAAUCCAAAAAGGAAAUUACAAAAACAAUUUCAUUUACAAUAGCACUAAAAAGAAUAAAAUACUUAGGAAUUAACCAGUGAGGUGAAAGAAUUGUACCAUGAAAACUACGAAACAUUGCUGAGAGAAAAAUAAAAAGGGACACCCUUGUGGCUCAGUAAAGCGUCUGCCUUUGGCUCUGGUCAUGAUCCCAGGGUCCUGG